AUGGACCAGGUUAUGCAGUUCGUUGAGCCCAGUCGGCAGUUCGUCAAGGACUCCAUAAGGCUCGUGAAGAGGUGCACCAAACCAGACAGGAAAGGUAUGGUUAUCAGUCACCCAGUCUUCUCUCUGUAUGUGUCUGUGGUUUACUGAUACACUUCUAUAUGUGUUUAGGUUACACAAUCUGCUAUCCUGUUUUAGGAUUUUGUCUUUUGUCAGUUCACUGUCCGCUGAGUGAGUUUACACCCUUUCGAGCAUAAAAUCAUUGCACAGUAGGCCUCCUGUAGCUCAGUUGGUAGAGCAUUGCGCUUGCAACGCCAGGGUUGUGGGUUCGAUUCCCACGGGGGGCCAGUAUGAAAAAUGUAUGCACUCACUAACCGUAAGUCUCUCUGGAUAAGAGCGUCUGCUAAAUGAGUAAAAUGAAAUUGUCAAAGGGGUUACUUGGGUAGCAAGUUAACUGACUGCAACCUUACAUAGCUGAGCAGCUACAGAGUAUUAGUAGUAGAUGGAUAGUAAUGCUGAUUCAUCACUGAUUGAAUCUUUAGUGUUGACUUUACAUGACAACAACCAAUAUAACCAAUCUUUUUUUAGCAUGACAUCAAGUGAAUGGAGCAGUCUUUCUAUUUUAAACCCCUUGAUUUAAAAAAACAGAUUGAUCAAGAAGACUCUUGUGAAGCUCUGUCUAGUUUUUCUGCUGUUGUCUGUCAAAUCUGUCAAGAUUCUGUAACAGGAUAGAUUCUAAUUGUGAUAUUUUCUAGAAUUCCAGAAGAUCGCCAUGGCAACAGCGAUUGGGUUUGCCAUCAUGGGCUUCAUUGGGUUCUUUGUCAAGCUCAUCCAUAUCCCCAUCAACAACAUCAUUGUGUAA
This is a messenger RNA of Coregonus sp. 'balchen', 859 nucleotides long. Lineage: Eukaryota; Metazoa; Chordata; Actinopteri; Salmoniformes; Salmonidae. The record is from the annotation of a GenBank genome assembly.